AGAGCUGAAAGCACGAGGGAGACGGAGAAAAGACCGUAGAGGAGACGCUCCACUCCGCAUCUGUGCUGUUUGAGGGAUAUAUACUGUUAUAAAAAGACCCAGCAGCACUGAGCGAGUGUGAGGUCCCAGGACACCAGGCCAGAAUCCCAAGCGUCGAGUGAUGCAGGCGUCCCAGGUGCAGAGCCUCAGAGCAGGGCUACGGACGUCAGGAGUGCCAGCCUGCAGAACAGGGAUGCGCAGGAUGUAACACGUGUGCUUCACUGGGAGAGGGUGCUUGAAUUCUCAGAGGACCCUCGAAAGCAACAGAGACACAAUAUAUGUAAAUGUGUCAUAUCUUCAUUAGAAUAAAGAACGGAGGACCAGCGUUACCGCACACGGCCCAGCACACACCCAGCCUCCAGCUGCCCGUGAACGACGGAUCUCUGCCUUCUGGAAUCAGUCUGUUAUAAACCCUCGGAAUACAGGAAGGGUCAUGACCCAGUUGCCAUGCGUAUCACCACGGUGACCGGACUUCCUAGCCCCUCCCCCCUCUUCCUCCUAUUAACCCAGCUGCUGCUGUGGCUCCUCCUUCCUGGCCAAGAGGUAGCAGGAGCCACGUCUACCUGCCCUGCACCUUGCAGUUGCUCCAACCAAGCCAGCCGAGUGAUCUGCACCAGAAGAAGCCUGGAUGAGGUGCCUGAGAAUAUAUCCAACAACACACGAUACCUCAACUUACAGGAGAACUCCAUACAGGUGAUCCGCUCCGACACCUUCAAGCACCUGCGUCACCUGGAGAUCCUCCAGCUGUCCAAGAAUCAGAUCCGGCAGGUGGAGGUGGGCGCCUUCAACGGCCUGCCCAACCUCAACACCCUGGAGCUGUUCGACAACCGUCUGACGCUGGUGCCGUCACAGGCCUUCGAGUACCUGAGCAAACUGCGGGAACUGUGGCUGCGGAACAACCCCAUCGAGACGCUGCCGGGCUACGCCUUCCACCGUGUGCCUUCGCUGCGCCGCCUCGACCUGGGCGAGCUCAAGAAGCUGGACUACAUCUCCGACGCCGCCUUCGUGGGCCUGAUCAACCUGCGCUACCUGAACCUGGGCAUGUGCGGCCUGAAGGACAUCCCCAACCUGACGCCGCUGGUGCGGCUGGAAGAGCUGGAGUUGUCCGGGAACAGGCUGGAGAUCAUCCGGCCCGGCUCCUUCCAGGGCCUGGAGUCGCUGCGCAAGCUGUGGCUGAUGCACUCGCAGAUGUCCGUGAUCGAACGCAACGCCUUCGACGACCUCAAGAGCCUGGAGGAGCUGAACCUGUCCCACAACUCCCUGCACUCGCUGCCCCACGACCUGUUCACGCCUCUGCAGAAGCUGGAGCGCGUGCACCUGAACCACAACCCCUGGGUGUGCAACUGUGACGUGCUGUGGCUCAGCUGGUGGCUGAAGGAGACGGUGCCCAGCAACACCACCUGCUGCGCCCGCUGCCACGCCCCGCCGUACCUGAAGGGCAAGUACAUCGGUGAGCUGGACCAGAGCCACUUCACGUGCUACGCGCCCGUUAUUGUCGAGCCGCCCACCGACCUCAACGUGACCGAGGGCAUGGCGGCAGAGCUGAAAUGCCGCACGGGGACGUCCAUGACAUCCGUCAACUGGAUCACACCCAAUGGAACUCUGAUGACGCACGGCUCGUACCGCGUGCGCAUCUCCGUGCUGCAUGACGGGACGCUCAACUUCACCAACGUCACUCUGCGGGACACCGGCCAGUACACCUGCAUGGUGACUAACUCCGCCGGCAACACCACGGCGACCGCUGUACUGAACGUGACCGCGGCAGACACCAGCGUCAACUACACAUACUUCACCACCGUCACUGUGGAGACCGUGGAAUCCACAGGGGACGAGGACUCCGCGCUGCGCUCCAUCAACGAGACCACCAUCCGCAUUCCCGGGCCGACGCCGUCCGGGCGUUUCUGGCACAAUGCCGUGUCGACCACAGCCUCCUCAUUGUCCGUGGUUGGCUCGUCGUCGUCUCCCCGGGCGACCAAGCCCACCUUCACCGUCACGGUCUCCGAGGCCAGCUAUCCCUCCGGGCUGGAUGACGUGAUGAAGACCACCAAGAUCAUCAUCGGCUGCUUUGUGGCCAUCACCUUCAUGGCGGCGGUCAUGCUGGUGGUCUUCUAUAAACUGAGGAAGCAGCACCAGCUGCACAAGCACCACGGCCCUGCCCGUGCCAUCGAGAUCGUCAACGUGGAGGAUGAGAUCGGCGCGGGCGUCCGCGGCAGCGGCCUCUCCGGAGGCUCCGCUGGGCCCCAGGGUGGAGCAGGCGGAGGCAGCCAGGGCCUGCGCCUUCACCACCCCGAGAUCGUCACCCUGCCCAGCCUGGCCAGGGCUGAGCAUCUCAACCACUACUACAAGCCCCACCACUUCAGCAGUAACAUGAUGUGUCUGGGCCUGGCAGCGGGUGGGGGCCUCAACAACAACAACAACCCCUCCCCAUGCACCCAGGCCCAGAACACAACCAUCUCUUGCGCCCAGAUGCCCGUCUCCAUGGGCACUGGGCCGUGCUCCAUUCCAUCGCCGGUGCCCCUGCCCACCCUGGGCAUCCACGGCUCACUCAAGGGCCUGAUGGGCAAAGGGCAGAACCCUCAGAUCGAGCCCCUGCUGUUUAAGAGCGGCUCCAAAGAGAACGUCCAAGAGACUCAGAUCUAAGACAGCGAGUGAGAGAGUGGGAGACAGAGAGAGAGAGAGAGAGAGAGAGAGAGGGAGAUUUUUUUAAAUGAAAGAGAAAAAGAAGGCAUCAGGGAGACAGAAACAGAUGAAGGACACACAGGCUCUCCAGCGGCUGUGGGUACGAUCUCAGGUGUAACGCGUGAGGUAGACCCAGCAUUGUGUGACGCGUUUCCUCCACGAGAGGAAGUCACAACUGUGGACCACUACAAAGCUGUACUGCAACAGCAGAGAGAGAGAGAGAGGGAGAGAGAGAGAGAGAGAGAGAGAGAGAGAG
Messenger RNA from Electrophorus electricus (electric eel), 2974 nucleotides. RefSeq names its product leucine rich repeat containing 4Ba (gene lrrc4ba). Lineage: Eukaryota; Metazoa; Chordata; Actinopteri; Gymnotiformes; Gymnotidae. Gene Ontology annotation, cellular component: glutamatergic synapse; plasma membrane; postsynaptic density membrane. Gene Ontology annotation, molecular function: signaling receptor binding. The record is from RefSeq and is a predicted model, not a curated record. Gene Ontology annotation, biological process: regulation of presynapse assembly; synaptic membrane adhesion; positive regulation of synapse assembly.